UGCAACAUCAACGUCAUAAAGCCUCUGUUUUAUCCAGACAAACAUCGGGUGCCCCAACGGUGACAGUUAUAUAUAAAAAUAAUUUUUUAAAUAUCUCUUCUUCUUGUACUAUAUUAAUAAUUAUUUUGUUAUAAUUUUAAAAAAUUUUGAUGAGUGUGGGUUGGAAAAGAACCGAUUCGGGUGGAUAUGAGUGCUUUUUGGAAUAUGAAGAACCCAGCACAAUGGGAUGCGUGGAAUUGGCUGCGACGAUCGGGUCGAUUGUUAUUUUGGUUUUGACGUUACCAUUUUCAUUGUUUUGGUGUUUUAAGGUUGUUCAAGAAUAUGAGAGAGCAGUAAUUUUUCGUCUUGGACGACUUCGAACUGGAGGAGCUCGGGGUCCGGGAAUUUUUUUCAUUCUUCCUUGCGUCGAUAGUUAUUGUAAAGUCGAUUUAAGAACAGUCAGUUUUGAUGUUCCACCUCAAGAAGUAAGCUAAU
Onthophagus taurus is the source of this 474-nucleotide messenger RNA. Lineage: Eukaryota; Metazoa; Arthropoda; Insecta; Coleoptera; Scarabaeidae. The record is from RefSeq and is a predicted model, not a curated record.